This is a messenger RNA of Drosophila subobscura, 5940 nucleotides long. RefSeq names its product transcriptional regulator ovo (gene ovo). The record is from RefSeq and is a predicted model, not a curated record. Lineage: Eukaryota; Metazoa; Arthropoda; Insecta; Diptera; Drosophilidae. Gene Ontology annotation, cellular component: nucleus. Gene Ontology annotation, biological process: regulation of transcription by RNA polymerase II; epidermal cell differentiation. Gene Ontology annotation, molecular function: DNA-binding transcription factor activity, RNA polymerase II-specific; RNA polymerase II cis-regulatory region sequence-specific DNA binding.
CUUCUGACAAAAAACUAGAAAAACAUACAAACAAAACCACCAAAACGAAAAAACAAACAAUAAAAUACACCAGAGAAGCCGAAACAUGGAUUAUUUAUAAUGAAGAAGCCUAAGCAAAGGUUACCUUGAGCUUCAGCUCAGGAUACAAACAAAAAAUAAAUCUAUAUAUUGUAUCUGCAUUUUUUUUCUGUUGUUUGUUGCGCAGAUUUUUGCACAACACAGUGGGCGGGGCAAGGAUCAAACAUACACACAAUUGGAUUAGUGUUUUGUUUAUUCGGGAACCCUUUGAAGACCACCACCAGCCACCCACCCACUCUCCCCCACUGGCGCGUCUCGUCGCGUGACGCGUUCCGUUGCGUCGUGUUAAUCGCUCGUGUUUAUCGGUCGCCGAUCGUUAGUCGUGUAUCUUUAAUCGCCAGCCACCAUGCCGAAGAUCUUCCUGAUUAAGAACCGCCUGCAUCAGCAGCAACAGCGCCUCCUCGAAUCACAGAACCUGCUGCAGCACAAGAGCCAGGACGAUGAUCGAUGCCUGGUGCCACCGCUCAGCCCACAUGGCUCUGGCACACCGCACUCGCCCUCGCCAUCGCCAUCGCCCGCACAUCCCCAUCCCGAGCCACAGGGUCAGGGUCAAACGUCAUCGCCAUUCCAGCAGCAGGAUGACCAACAGCCACUGAGUCUCACGCGAAAACGCUUCCACCAUCGCCGUCACUACUUCGGACAGUCGCGUCACAGUCUCCUGAUAGACCAUGGACUCAAUCAAAAUCACAAUCAAAAUCAAAACUCUACGGAAUUGGAUGUCGAACACAGCACAGCAGCAAGUGAAGUUCAAAAUGAAAAAUUUGGUUGCUUGAGGCCGGCCGAAUUGUUGCAGCGCCUGAGCUGCACCACCACCAACCACACCACCACCAGCAGCAUAGCCAAAACCACACCCACACCUACGCCCACACCAACUCCCACGCCCCCCGCAUUAACCACAAAAGACUGCGACGAGAACUCUCCAGAAAAAUCCGUAACAACACCAACAGCAAGCAGCAGCAGCAUACCAAAGCAGCCGACGCCGCAGUCGACGGCGGCAGAGAGGAGCAGCAGCAGUAGCAGCAGCGAAGUAGAUGUAGAAGAAGAGCCCAAUAGAAAAGCGCAAAAAAAAGAUAAGCAAAAAGAGUGCCCAUUAGUAGAGGCGGCCGAAGAAGAAGAGGAGGAGGAAGACGGCGACGUUGACGUUGACGUUGGUAUUGAAGCCCCUCGCCCGCGCUUCUACAACACGGGCAUCGUCCUCACCCAUGCCCAGCGGAAGGAGUACCCCAAGGAGCACCAGCAAGAGCAGCCGAUCGUCGUCAGAGCCAGAAAAGAAAAGGAACAUCACUCGAAUGUGGACUCCGACACAGACUCCGAUGACGGCUGCAAGUUGAUUGUAGACGAGAAACCCUUGCUGCCCGUCGACAAGCCGCUGUCGCUGCGUAUGCGCAGCACCCCGCCCCCGGCAGAGGAGCGUCCCAGUCCACCGCCCCCAAGGGAACCGACGCCCGCUGUCCGCUGCAGCGUGAUCCAACGCGCACCACAGACCACGACAUCAGCCGUAGCUACUGCAGGACACGUCGACUCCCCGCAUCACCAUUAUCAGAAUCAGCAUCCGGAUCAUCAAACGCCCCAAAGAAGCGUUCUAUUGCCCAUUAGUGCCCUCGAUCUCGACCAACUGGGACCGGAGCAGCAGGAACCCAUUGACUAUCACGUGCCGAAGCGGCGUAGCCCUAGCUACGACAGUGACGAAGAGCUAACCGCCCGUCGGCUAGAGAGAGCGCGCCAGGUGCGCGAGGCCCGCAGGCGGAACACGAUCUUGGCAGCACGCGUACUGCUGGCCCAGUCGCAGCGCCUUAAUCCGCGCCUGGUGCGUAGCUUGCCCGGCAUCUUGGCAGCAGCCGCCGGUCACGGGCGUAGCAGCAGCAGUUCCGGUGCAGCCGGACAGGGCUUUCAGUCGUCCGGCUUUGGCAGCGGGAGCAGCUCGGCCGGAUCGGGCAGUGGACAGAACGCCAGCGGUGGUGCCGGUUCGCCGGGAGGCGGCUUUGGUGGUGCCCUAGGAGGCAGCGGAGCCGGAGGCGGUGGCAUGGGCGGAGGCCGUGACGGACGAGGCAACUACGGUCCCAACUCUCCCCCCACGGGGGCCCUGCCACCAUUCUACGAGAGCCUGAAGAGUGGCCAACAGAGCACUGCCAGUAAUAAUACAGGCGGCAGUCAAACAUCCGCAGGACACGGGGCAGGCUCCCACGCAGGCUUUACCGGAAAUCCCAACUUUCUUUCCAUUCAGAACGCUGCUGCGGCGGCCUACAUUAUGUCAGCGGGAGCAGGAGUCAGCGGAGGUGGGGGAGGAGGAGGAGGCGGUGGCUACAUUAAUUGCGGAUCCAACGGAGCAGGAGGAGGAGGUGGCAAUGGCACUGCAAAUGGAGGUGGAGGUACGGUUGGCGGUGGUGGAGCAGCAUCUGCUGCAGGUAUCGAUGCGUACGGCAUUAUACUCAAGGACGAGCCUGACAUCGAGUACGACGAGGCAAAGAUUGAUAUAGGCACCUUUGCACAGAACAUCAUCCAGGCGACGAUGGGCAGCUCCGGGCAGUUCAAUGCCAGCGCCUACGAGGACGCCAUCAUGUCGGAUCUCGCCAGUUCACAGUGCCCCAACGGCACUGUGGAUCCGCUGCAGUUUACGGCCACGCUGAUGCUCAGCUCCCAGACGGACCAUCUGCUGGAGCAGCUCUCGGAUGCCGUCGAUCUGAGCUCGUUCCUGCAGCGGAGCUGUGUGGACGACGAGGGCUCCACCAGUCCGCGGCAGGACUUUGAGCUCGGUUCGACGCCCUCCCUGACGCCCGACUCAGUGUCGGUGACGCCCGUGGAGCAUCACCAUCAUCAUCACCAUAGCAACCACCAGAGUGCGAGCACAGCAUCCCAGUUGGAUGCCCUGCACGAGAAUCUGCUGACGCAGUUGACCCACAAUAUGACACGCAAUGGCGUUAACUCCCAGCAGCAGCAGCAGCAACAACAACAGCAGCAGCAGCAGCAGCAGCAGCAGCAUGUUCAACAGCAGCAACAACACAUACAACAGCAGCAGCAGCACGUGCAGCAGCAACAUAUCCAGCAGCACGUGCAGCAUGUGCAACAGCCGCCACCUUCGUACCAGCAUGCCACCAGAGGCCUGCAGAUGAUGCAACAACAGCAGUCGCAGCACGGUAGCUACCAGCAGCAGUCGGCGUUGAUGUCACAGCAGCAGUUGCUUAGCCAGCAGCAACAACAGUCGCACCACUCGCACCACCAGCAGCAGCAGCAACAUACCGCCGCCUACCAGCAGCACAAUCUGUAUGCUGCCCAACAGCAGCAGCAGCAGCAACACCACCAGCAGCAGCAACAGCAGCAUCACUCGCACCACCAAUUCCACCAGCAACAGCAGCAGUCGCAUCACUCUCACCAUUUGCACCACCAUGACAACAGCAACAUGUCGCUACCAUCGCCCACGGCAGCGGCUGCUGCUGCCGCUGCGGCCGCCGCUGCUGCUGCCGCAGCAGCCGUGCAUCUAGCGCGUCCCAUGAGCAGCAGCAGCAGCUCCGGUACGAACAGCAGCAGCAGCAACAGCAGCAUGGACGCAAAUGCAGCGGCAGCGGCUGCCGCCGCCCUGCUCGACACGAAGCCACUCAUCCAAAGCCAGGAGCAACCACAGCAGGAGAAGCAACUAAAGCUGCUGAAGACAAAGAAGCCAACGAAGCUGUCGAGAGGCAGGUCCAGGAAGAUGCCCCUUCCAAUGGUACCCAAGGAUAUCGAUUGCCUUAUAGUCAAGGAAGAGAUGGAGGAAGUAAAAAAAGAGGUGUCAGAUAUGGACUAUGAUCCUGUAGGGAACGAGUGCAGCAACGGAGCAGGAGGCAGCAAGCUGAGUGGUCGGGCCAAGGCCGUGGCGUAUGGCUCCACGAUGAUCACCCUUGUAUCCACCAUGAAGCCAUCGCCGGAGGUGCCAGCUACACGAACGGUGCAUCGCACCACAUUGCGUUCGUUGGCCACGGCGGCGGCUGCCACGGCCGCUGGCCUCUGUGCGCCAUCGCCCACAGUAUCGGUGCUCAGUCAGAGCAAGGUGUUGCAGCGGCGUUUGGGCCUGCCGCCGGACCUACAGCUGGAGUUUGUGAAUGGCGGACAUGGCAUCAAGAAUCCAUUGGCUGUUGAGAAUGCCCAUGGUGGCCAUCACCGGAUACGCAACAUCGAUUGCAUUGAUGAUCUCAGCAAGCACGGACACCACUCCCAGCAGCAACAGCAACAGCAGCAGCAGCAAUCGUCCCCUCAGCAGCAGCAGCAGACACUUCAGCAUCAGCAACAGCAAUCCCUCCAGCAGCAACAUCAGCAGCAGCACCAGCAUCACAGCAGUGCCAGCAGCAAUGCCAGUAGCCAUGGCUCUGCUGAUGCCCUCUGCAUGGGCGGGUCCGGAUCGGCCAGCCAGGCCGGGGAUGAUUCUGGGGUCAAUGGAAAGUUCGUUUGCCGCGUGUGCAUGAAAACGUUCUCGCUGCAGAGGCUGCUCAAUCGACACAUGAAGUGCCACUCGGACAUCAAGCGUUACCUGUGCACAUUCUGUGGCAAGGGAUUCAACGACACCUUCGAUCUGAAGCGGCACACACGCACCCACACGGGCGUCCGACCGUACAAGUGCAAUCUAUGCGAGAAGAGCUUCACACAGCGCUGCUCCCUCGAGUCACACUGCCAAAAGGUGCAUAGUGUCCAGCAUCAGUAUGCGUAUAAAGAGCGUCGCGCCAAGAUGUACGUAUGCGAGGAGUGCGGCCACACGACCUGCGAGCCAGAGGUGCAUUAUCUGCAUCUGAAGGAUCUGCAUCCGUUCUCGCCGGCGCUUCUUAAGUUCUACGAUAAGCGGCACUUCAAGUUCACCAAUUCGCAGUUUGCCAACAAUCUGCUCGGACAGUUGCCGAUGCCUGUCCACAAUUGAGUUGUGGAUCGUCAACAGUUAGCCCUAAGAUCCCCAACUCCAACUACCAAACCCCCACCAUGUGACUUUGAAGUUUUCUGAAAACUGCCCCCCCAAGCCCCACCACAAAAACACUCCCACAUAGCUGUUUGCUAUAGCUAUGGCGGAGAGGAAGAGAAAGGGAGAUGGAGAUUAUAAUUUGCACUACACAAUUUUUGUAUAUUUUUUGCCUAGAUUUAGAUAUAGUCGAUGAUUCCAACAACACUUUGCUGUGCAAAAAAUCGCUUUCACUCUGUAACGCUCUUAAACAUUUGUUUAACAAUUUUCGUUUUUUAGUUAAUGAUGGAAUUCCGCCUUUCGUUGUAUUAUAAGUACUCUCUUUUUUAUUGAUAUUGUUUUUAAUAUUGGAAAACCUUCUCUUAGUCAAAAACAAAACAGAAAAAAAGAAAUGUUUUGCCCUAAGUAAGUGCAUAAGAUAAUUUUUUUUUUUUAAUGCUUUGAGCAGACACUACACACACACACACACACACACACAUCCACACAUACACAUACACAUGAAUAAUACAAAAAUCAUGAAUACAUUAUACGUAGAAGUAUAGCUAGGAUAUAGCUAAUUUUGUAAGAUGUUUAGAGCUAGAAACCGAACAACAAACAAAAGCUGCAAACGAUAGCAUUUAUUUUGUCACCGCAAAAGAGAACAAAAAACAAGAAGGGAGAAGCAAAUGAACGUAAAGCCUUUCCAAAAGAUACAUAACAAACACAUACACAUGUAAUUUAUUAUUUAAUCACACCAUUAAUCCAUUGUAAAGAGGCAAAAAGCGGAUACAAAUUAAACUAAAACCUAUUAAACUAUAGAAGUAAAGAGAUGCGUGUAAACUAAAGCUGUUCAUAAUUGAAGUCAAAGCCCAACAACAACAACAUAAUCGAAACAUAUUGUAUCUUGUAUAACCAAUCCAUACACUUUAUAUACACAAACACACCAUAAAUAAUUAACAAAUGAA